UGAUUGUAUGGCAGUAAUUAGCUGUACAGAUAUGUGCUAACAUGUAGCUUUGCAGAGAACUCCUGUUGGUUUACUGCUAGGAACAUGACUUGCCAUUCUUCAUGCCUUCUUUUGGAAGCAGAAAUAGUUCAAAUUAGCAACGAUGUACAUUGUUCUGUUUUGUUCCCAAAAAUUUAAACUCAGAAAGCCUCGGAGUUUUCUUUCUCAGGUGAUGUGGAUGCUUUGGAACUGUGCUUUCGGGAGCUUACUAAUCAUUGGAAUUGCAAAGUAUUGUGAAGUUUGAGCACUGAUAUUGACGCAAUAUCCCCCAAAUCAGUUCAUGAUAUGAGAAAGAAAACAGAGAAGUACACAAUUCAAACCUGUUAAUAUAUUGUUAUCUAAGCGUCUUUUUUGUUUCGGAGUCAAACACUAAAACUUGCAACAGUAGAUGGGCAGUUUGUGCUGCUACCUAAAGCUAGGACUAGAGGUGUCCUUUUCCCGUACAUGAACUGUUUUCUUAGCUUGCAGCAAUGAUGAGAUUGAAGCAAAUCAUGCUGGUAGUUGCUCAGAUAAGCGGAGUAGAGCUGGUGCUGAUUGCUCAUCAUUAGCAGAGAGGAGAAUCUUCCAUCAGUUGGAUCACACUUGCAUUCUUCCAGAGGUCAGGUUCUGACAUGAUAUUGAAAGAACAACCUCUUCAGAAAUAUAGAAUAAAAUCCAGUGGCCAUGUCCUAAUUAAACGUCUGGAAUCUUUCAUCAGUUUCACACUUAACUCUCUCUCUAUUUUACUUAGACCAGGUGCAGUUGACCAUAUGCAUUGAGCACACCCUAGUAGUACCUACUAGUUUUCCUUUCUUCAGCAAAUAAUCAUGUGUCCUGACUUCUGCAUGGCCAUUUGUUUUUAACGAUUUCCAAUUCAUGAUUUUUAGGGCAGCCUGAUGAUAAGUUUACCUUCUCGCAUGCGUGCACAUGUCAAACCAGUGAAGUAGAAGGAAAUACAAGAUUCUGGUUUCACUGCAAAAGGGAGUAGAGUCCUUCAGAGUGUGCACUUUAUUUUUUCUAACUGUCAAGUUGCAGGUACUGCGCAACUAGUGAUGCCCAUUGUUUCGCUUUACAUUAGUUUAUCAUCCUAAGAGCAGAAUAUAAAAAAUGGAGCUCCCAAACUUAAAGUUAGCCUCGUAUCAAACCAUUGAUUAGAACAUUAGAGCUAACCCGUUGAACACGCUAAUACACAACUGAACCCUCAUCCAACCUCCUAUAUAUUUUCAAUGCCUCAUAAGUCUUUGCACCAAGCCAGGGAGCAGGAGCAGCACCAGCCUAAGACAAGAGAGACCAACACUGGCAAUGGGUGAACACAGCAGGGCAAGUAGCAACAAGAUCAGAGACAUUGUGAGGCUGCAGCAGCUCCUCAAGAAGUGGAAGCGGCUCGCGCUUGCACCGAAAGCCGGCAAGCACGGUGGCAGCUGUGCUGCUGCUGGCGUCCCGAAGGGCUUCUUCGCUGUGUGCGUCGGGGAGGAGAUGAAGAGGUUCGUGAUCCCCACGGAGUACCUUGGGCACUGGGCGUUCGAGGAGCUACUCAGAGAGGCAGAGGAGGAGUUUGGGUUCCAGCACGAGGGUGCCCUGAGGAUCCCCUGCGAUGUUGAGGUGUUUGAGGGCAUCCUGAGGCUGGUGGGAAGGAAGGAGGAUGCUGCGUGCUACUGUUCUUCAGAGCGUGAGCUCUUGUGCAUAUGAUGUUCUCUACUUUUUCUCGUUGUCCAUAUGUUCCAUUCUUGGUUCUUAACUCUUCUAAGGAGAAGAGGAGGAAGAGUUCGUCACCUAUGAGCUUCGCGGUUUGUAUAAGAGGAUGAAAUGAAGGAGUCGCAUUCUUUUUGAGUAAAAAUUGAAAGACUCAUAUCAGAUAUCUUAGGUAAAAUCCUGUAUUAAUAGCAAUUCACUUAUUUUUGCCUUCGUUUUCUGUGUAAGCAGUAGUUUUAGUUUAUCUUCAUUGCUCAAGUCCA
Molecule: messenger RNA, 1973 nt
Organism: Lolium perenne
Lineage: Eukaryota; Viridiplantae; Streptophyta; Magnoliopsida; Poales; Poaceae
Product: auxin-induced protein 6B-like
Biological process (GO): response to auxin
Source: RefSeq, a predicted model, not a curated record